This is a messenger RNA of Gryllus bimaculatus (two-spotted cricket), 518 nucleotides long. NCBI's taxonomy places the organism in Eukaryota, Metazoa, Arthropoda, Insecta, Orthoptera, Gryllidae. The record is from the annotation of a GenBank genome assembly.
AAUGAACGUCUCGGAGUGGUGAACUCCAGCGAUAACGGUGGCAGUUCGCGCGCGUGUUGUGGGGAGAUUAUAGGUCUCCUAUUACUUAAAGCAGUGCGUGAAUUCGUCGAUACAUGAAAAUUAAUUUCAGUAACUAGUGAGAACGGUGAAUAUUCCGGAGUUGGAUUUCAGCCGGCAAGAUACGUUUCACAAAUUAAUUAACAUUGUUUGUAAAAACGUUAUCCGGUUAAAAAUUCUCGCGAUUAAAUUCUUGCGUAUUGGAAGUGAAAGUGUGACUCAAUGUUAGAUGAUCGAGAGAUUUUACACCAAUUUCGAACCCAACCCGUGCUCUGCGUUUCCCGACAAAAAAACAGUUUGUCAUGAUAUUAAAGAUAAUUGAAACUAAUUGUGGAAUACGUCUGUUGAUCCAGCUACCAUUGUAUCUGCGAAAAUAUGAAUUCAGGGCAUAUUUCGAGUUCUUUCGUAAGAGAUUUGUCGUAAAAUUCAUUAACAUAUUUUUAUUAAUUCAACUUGGUUUA